This is a messenger RNA of Hibiscus syriacus, 469 nucleotides long. Its product is annotated as potassium transporter 4-like. Gene Ontology annotation, cellular component: membrane. The transcript has 2 exons. Bases 146 to 454 code for a protein of 102 amino acids. The record is from RefSeq and is a predicted model, not a curated record. Lineage: Eukaryota; Viridiplantae; Streptophyta; Magnoliopsida; Malvales; Malvaceae. Gene Ontology annotation, molecular function: potassium ion transmembrane transporter activity. Gene Ontology annotation, biological process: potassium ion transmembrane transport; cell tip growth.
CCUAAUCCCCUUGCCAUCUUAAUCCACGUCUGUGGAACUUAAUAGUGAACUUUUGUUUGAUUGAUGUAUUAGAGACUUGAUAAUUUUCCUGAUUGUGCUGCUUGCAUUUGCAUUUGUAGUAUACCCAUGUUUGGUUGUUCAAUACAUGGGUCAAGCUUCCUUCUUGUCAAGAAACCUUCAAAAGAUUCCCAACAGUUUUUAUGACUCAAUUCCUGGUUCUGUUUAUUGGCCUGUCUUUGUAAUUGCUACCCUUGCAGCUAUUGUUGGGAGUCAGGCUAUUAUAACUGCCACGUUUUCUAUAAUAAAACAAUGCCAUGCCCUUGGAUGCUUCCCUCGAGUUAAAGUUGUUCACACCUCAAAACAUAUAUUUGGCCAGAUCUACAUCCCAGAAAUAAAUUGGAUACUCAUGAUACUUACUCUUGCCAUAACUAUUGAUUCCAAGACACAACUUUAAUUGGAAAUGCUUAUG